Dentiscutata erythropus is the source of this 356-nucleotide messenger RNA. The record is from the annotation of a GenBank genome assembly. Lineage: Eukaryota; Fungi; Glomeromycota; Glomeromycetes; Diversisporales; Gigasporaceae.
UUUUACCAGAUUUAGCACGUCGUCAUACUCUUAUUAAAGAACGACUAAAAAUUUUUAAAAAUGGAAUUGAUCCUCCAUUAAUGGUAUCAGCCAAAAAAGGAUCAGGAAUUGUAAAAUUAAGAUUUCUAAUUUUGUCUAUAGUUGGAGGAUUAGAAAGAGCAAGAGAGGUUGCUAAUAGAAAAAAGUUGUUUAGAUUUGCUAAUGUUAAAAGUUGGAGAAAUAGUACUUCACGAGAUCAACAAAAAAAAGGACCAUCAUAUUAUGUUAGAUUAAGAAAAGGUCUAAAAAAUCCAAGUAAAAAUAAAAGGACUGACAGGAAAUUCAAGAAGACUUCAAAGGCAAGAAAGUAUAAAUAA